UUAUAACACCAUUUAAACUGAACAAUGUGGAAAAUGCGCCGUUAGUUGAGGCAGUUUCACGAUGUUUGAAGUAAAACGCGGUGUUUUAGUCUGCAUUUCUGUAUGCACAACAUGGCGCGAGUUGCUCUGAGGAAACUUUGUGCUGUUUCUAUCUGCUCUUCAGUUUGUGUGUUUAUAAUUCUUACACUACAGGUGGUGGAGGAGCUGGGUCAGUUUGAUCAGAUCCCACACAGAUUAAAGGGAAGAAAAGAGUUCCAAGCUUUACCUGUAGAAGGUCUCUUCACUAAGGAUGAUGUAUCUGCUAAUUCUAAGAAAGAUUUUCCCAUUAUCUUAUGGUGGUCCCCACUGACUGGAGAGCAGGGCAGACUUGGAGAAUGUGGACAGAAUAGAUGCUUUUUCACUGUCAACAAGUCUUAUUAUUCUCACCCUUCAACACAGGCCUUCCUGUUUUAUGGUACAGACUUAAGCGUUGAGAAUCUCCCUCUGCCGAGGAGGCAACACCACCAGUGGGCUCUGUUCCACGAGGAGUCACCCAAGAACAACUACAAGCUCCUUCACGAGCCAGUUGUAACCCUCUUCAACCACACCGCCACGUUUAGUCGCCGCUCUCAUCUGCCACUUACCACCCAGCACCUGCAGAGCAUUGAUGCCCUCACAUCAAACACGUUCCUGCUACCUCUGUCCAAGAAGAACCAGCAAAGACACGCUCUGGCCCCCGUGGUGUACGUCCAGUCAGACUGUGACCCGCCGUCAGACCGCGAUGCCUUUGUGCAAGAGCUCAUGAAGCACAUCCCAGUCGAUUCCUACGGCCAGUGCCUGCACAACAAGGAUCUCCCAUCCAACCUCAGCGACUCCACAGCCAUGGAUGAUGAAAGGUUCUAUAAGAUCCUAGCUCAAUAUAAGUUUAUCCUAGCAUUUGAAAAUGCCGUCUGUGAUGACUAUAUCACUGAAAAACUCUGGCGACCACUGAAGCUUGGCGUCGUCCCUGUGUACUACGGGGCUCCCAAUGUUCGCAUGUGGCUUCCGGAUAACAGAAGUGCGAUUGUCGUGGAUCCAAAGCAGUCACCAGAGAAGCUAGCUCAGUAUUUAAAAAGACUAGACAGUAAUGAUGGGGAGUAUUUAACAUAUUUGGAUUGGAAGAUGAAACGUGAGAUUUCAAACCAGAGACUUGUGAAGGAAGUAAAGGAGCGUAGAUGGGGGGUGCAGGAUAUUACACAGGAUAAUUUUAUUGAUGCCUUUGAGUGCAUGGUAUGCAACAGAGUCUGGGAAAACAUCAACAGGCAAAAAAAGGGCCUUGCUCUCGGACUGUGGCAGGCUGAAGCACAUCAUCUCAGAUGUCCUCCUCCAAAGAUGUUUGACUUUACUGUAGAUCCUUCUAACAGCUCUUCUCUGCGCCACAUCUGGAGAGCCAGUUAUGAUCAGUCAAUAAGAGAAGCCCAAACACUGAGACGGCUAGUGCUGAGGAACAGGAACUUUACUGUCACACAGUUUUGGAAGGAGGUCUUCCGUGACUGAGGGUCUCCACACUACAUCAAACAGUAUGAACCCAAGAUGUUUCAUGAUUUGUCUGAUCAGCUUCAUUCCGUUUGAUAAUAUACCGGCAUUCCUGGAACACAUUCCAAAAAAGUUGGGAUGGGGGUGAUCUAGGGAUAGUAAUGGAAAAAAAAUUAUAAUGUGAUGUCAGCAGGUGAUUGUAAUCAUGAUUUGGAUCAAAAGCAGUAUCCACGAAGGGUUGUGUUUUUAAGAACCAAAGGUGGGCAAAGAAUCUCCAGUUUGCUAUCAAAUACAUGAGAAAACUAUUGAAAUGUUUAGAAACAAAGUUCCUCGAUUAAAUGUUGGAAAUGAUUUGCAUAUUUUUUUUUCUUUAC
This is a messenger RNA of Trichomycterus rosablanca, 1868 nucleotides long. It is a transcript of the gene pofut3, whose product is annotated as fucosyltransferase 10. The transcript is spliced from 5 exons. Bases 103 to 1515 code for a protein of 470 amino acids. Gene Ontology annotation, molecular function: alpha-(1->3)-fucosyltransferase activity. Gene Ontology annotation, cellular component: Golgi membrane. Lineage: Eukaryota; Metazoa; Chordata; Actinopteri; Siluriformes; Trichomycteridae. The record is from RefSeq and is a predicted model, not a curated record.